AUGCGCGCGGACAUCUGUGAGCACGCAGCAGGCGCCCUUCUGCCAAGGUUGGCAGCACACAACAUCGAGAUCCCGUUGCAGGAGCGGCCCUCACUGACUGGUGACCGUGCUCCCCCGCAUCCUCAGCACGGUGACUGUCCCGAACGGUUCGAGCAGCUGCAUGCAGAACAGCGUUCGUCGAAGCGCGAGAUGGCCAUACUUGAAGCGGAAGUGGCGUUCCUGGCACAUGCGUUGGGAUACACACCGGAGCAGGUGCGAGCUGGCGCGGUGCAACGCAUUCAAGCCCGAGGUGCUUACGGUAUUAGCAUCCCGGCCGGACAACCCAGCAAAGCGGCAGCUGCGCAGGGCGUGAAAGCAGGAGAGGGAGGGAUUGACGAGGACCUGGAGACGGCGACUUACACCGGGGUUACCAUCGAGAAGGCUACUGGAAAGUGGGGGGCAAAGAUAUUGUCGUGGGAUGGGGAUAAACGGCGGCAGCAUCGGCUUGGCGCAUACACGACCCCCAAAGAGGCCGCUGUGGCGUUUGCGGCAGCUGCUCAUGUGCUGCGACACGGUGAGGAGAUAGAGAAUACCAUCCCCCUGACAGAUGCACAGAAGGCGUUGCUGGAGGGCUGCGACAAGGAUGCGGUGGUAAAGCUCGUGGGUGCGCGCAUGUGGUGGCGGUGGAAGAAGUGGCGCCAGGUGGUGCAGGAACUUGAUUCCAAAAAGAGACGCCAAAGGAAGGCCCCGUCAGCUAACACACGGGGCAAGAAGAGGAGAGUGGACGGCAAGGUGGCUGGUGGCGGGGAUGUUGAAGCGACGGGGAGUGAUGUUGCAGGAACCAGACAAACAGAGCCGGUCAAACUCGUGGAGAACGAAGGGGAGUCCCAGGGUGCCAGCGGCAAAGAGGAUGAUGGGGGGGAGGAUGAGAACGAAGAGGGGGAUGAGGGGGAUGAGGGUGAUGAGGGGGAUGAGGAGUACGUUGGUGAGGAGGGUGGUGAUGAAGAUGGAUCUCAGUAG
Closterium sp. Naga37s-1 is the source of this 999-nucleotide messenger RNA. The record is from the annotation of a GenBank genome assembly. Lineage: Eukaryota; Viridiplantae; Streptophyta; Zygnematophyceae; Desmidiales; Closteriaceae.